CGCAACCGCAGACCACCUGGGCCUCUUUCAAGUUUAAACCACUCUCUCUCGCCGGACAGGUAGGACCGUUGGGCGCCAUCUCUCAAUCCUCAACCAACCUUGGUUUCCUCUUCUUCUUCUCUCUCCACAACCCUAAAAUUCUCAUUCUGUCACUCACUCACAGUCACUCUAUACAAAGAUUGUUCUGCCCACUCCUUUUUCAUUUUCCCAAUUGCUGCCGUCGCUUUAUUCUGUGUAAUUGCGUGUUUUUGAAGAAAUUACAAUACUUGGUGAAAAUGGCUGCUACCCAAUUCAGAGGUGGCGCACUUUCUGGCGGAUUAACCACUAGAUCCAGUGACCAUAACCCAACAACUAAGAAAGCAAGGUUGUUUAAUUCAAUGAAGCAAAGCGAAGCUGGUAAAUUUGGAGCACUAAGUGGUAGGAAGGAUUUGAGCAAUGCCAAUGUUGGGGGGGGUUGUAGUCUGUCUGCUACACACAGAGCACUGGGCUCCCCGCUAUUGACACGUCGCCGAAGACCUUGUUUCCCAGUGGUGGCUAAUCAGUUGAGUUCUGAAGUUGGUGUCGGUUCCUCUGAGGUUAAGGAAAAGUUAGCUUUAGAGGAAGAGCAAGCUCUCAUAAAUGGAGGGAGUGAUGACCUGCAAACAUAUUCUCCAGAUGUCAAACGUGAGCUGUUGAUGCUUUCUUUACCUGCAAUUUUGGGUCAGGCCAUUGAUCCCUUAGCACAGCUAAUGGAGACUGCUUACAUUGGUAGAUUGGGUUCUCUGGAGUUGGCUUCAGCUGGUAUUUCAAUGAACAUCUUCAAUUAUAUAUCAAAGCUAUUUAAUAUCCCUCUACUCAGUGUUGCUACAUCUUUUGUUGCUGAAGACCUUGCAAAGAGUGAAAGUGAAGCUUCUACUUCAGAAAAUGGCUGUCUCGGAGACAUUACUAAUGGUAAACCCGAACGUACUGAUGGAGUAACUGAGAGAAAGCAGCUAUCUUCAGUGUCUACAGCUUUACUAUUAUCAGUGGGGAUUGGGAUUUUUGAGGCCGUAGCCUUGUCUUUCGGAUCUGGAUUGUUUCUGAAUAUGAUGGGCAUAUCAAUGGACUCACCUAUGCGCAUUCCUGCACAACGGUUUCUUUCACUAAGAGCAUUUGGUGCUCCAGCAGUUGUAGCGUCUUUGGCUCUUCAAGGAGUUUUCCGUGGUUUUAAGGAUACAAAGACUCCAGUACUAUGUCUAGGUAUUGGUAAUCUGCUAGCUGCAUUUUUAUUACCCAUCCUUAUGUAUUAUUUUGGUUUGGGUGUAACUGGUGCAGCCCUUUCCACUGUUAUAUCUCAAUACACUGUCACCUUUUUAAUGAUCUGGUUUUUAAAUAAGAGAGCUAUACUAUUGCCUCCAAAGGUGGGAUCAUUGCAAUUUGGUGGAUACAUAAAAUCUGGUGGUUUUCUUAUUGGAAGAACUCUUGCUGUUGUUGCUACCUUGACAUUGGGAACAUCAAUGGCUGCUCGUCAAGGUCCAGUAGCUAUGGCUGCUCAUCAGAUAUGUAUACAGGUUUGGUUGGCUGUAUCCCUUCUAACUGAUGCAAUGGCUGCAUCUGGUCAGGCCCUGAUUGCUAGUUAUUUAUCUAAAGGUGAAUACAAAAUUGUGAAAGAAGUUGCUGACUUCAUGUUAAAGAUAGGAUUGUUCACAGGUGUUUCCUUGUCUGUAAUUUUGGGAUUAUCUUUUGGUUCUUUAGCUACGUUGUUCACCAAAGAUCCUGAAGUAUUAGUACUUGUCAGAUCUGGGAUGUUGUUUUUCAGUGCUAGUCAGCCAUUGAAUGCUCUAGCUUAUGUUUUCGAUGGUCUCCAUUACGGUGUUUCAGAUUUUGCAUAUGCAGCUCGCUCCAUGAUGGUAGUGGGAGCAAUAUCUUGCGCAUUUUUGCUAUAUGCUCCUUCUAUUCUUGGCCUUCAUGGGGUUUGGUUGGGAUUAACUCUCUUCAUGGGCUUGCGUGCUGUGGCAGGCUAUGCCAGAUUUCUGUCAAAAUCAGGUCCGUGGUGGUUUGUGCACACGGGCAUUCAGAAAGCCCAGCUAGCCAUUUGAGUGUUUCCCAUAAGCCGGAGAGAGGUUUCAGCUGUAAAUCGCGGCUUUGGUUUGGAUUACCAUUCGUAUUAGCUAAGUAAACAUUUUUUAUUUAGUCAUAAUUUUUAGUACAAAAAAGAACCUAAACAUUACUUUUUAUUCUUGUAAAUUAUUGUUAAAUGUUUUUAAUGUUUAUAGUCAAUAAAAAAUAUUUAUUUGUCUCCA
Molecule: messenger RNA, 2261 nt
Organism: Prunus avium (sweet cherry)
Lineage: Eukaryota; Viridiplantae; Streptophyta; Magnoliopsida; Rosales; Rosaceae
Source: RefSeq, a predicted model, not a curated record